UCAAAGGUUUGAUCAGUUGCGCUUCACAAUAUAGCGAAUAUAUCUCACCUCAUCGCGCUUUUCAGUUAUGGAAAUUAAGAUAAAAGAGAUAAUAAAUCGAUUAUGAGAUUAACGAACAGACCUUGGAGUCACAAUGUAUUUCACCUCAAAGUCAAUGCAUAACACAUUCUAAAAAUCAAUUGCUAGCAGCAUCGACCUCUGACGCUAUGGCCGCAUGGAUUUUUAAUUAACCAACUACGUUUUCGAUAGCUGGGUUUACAGGAUUAUGAGGUUACAUUUGGACGGGUUGAUCUUUAUCCACGUGAGUAUAUGGUUCACAUCUUAAAACAAAACAAACCUCAAGUGAUAUCGGUGACAUAUUUGAGUACAUCUGCAGUUAAUCAAUUAACAAUUUAAUGGACUUUAAUGAAACUUUCAUCUGGCAAAUUUCGUAAUAAACAACUCCUAAUUGACAUCAAUUAUUCCUAUAUACACCGCCUAUUAAAACAAGUUAUCCUCCUCUCACAAACACGGCUUAGCUAGUAAUUAAUGGCAACGAACAAUCAUUAUUAUGCCUUAUCUCCAUUAUUGAUGGAAGUGGUUUGCCAUUUUCAGCUAAGCCAGUCUAUAAUCUUUUAUUAAGAAUUGAUAUUCCAAUCAAUUUUUUGAUGGUGGUUUAUUUCAUCGGAUUGACUGCUGACUAAGGAAAACACAAUUCAAGCAUUAGUGUGUGUUUGCAACUGUGAUCGGAGAAGAGAGAGAAGUCAACGGAUAUCGACAUGGAGUACAAUCAUCUUGACGACGUCUACGACGUCGAAAUCUCAAAUAUUACCACAAAUUCGUCGUCCUAUUCUAGUAGUGCUUAUUCAUAUUCAAUCGACUACGUGUAUUGUCCGACGCUGACUGUUGAACGCGCCAAGGAUUUGAUAAAGACAUCAGCCCCCAUGUACACAAGUGGAGACAAGAUAUUCAUGGAGUUCGUGUUGCCGUUGUUGCUCUGCGUGGGGUUGGUUGGGAACCUCUUGUUCAUUUAUGUGGUAUGCAGCAUGUCUACAAUGCGCACAGCAACAAACUGGUGCCUGGCCAACUUAGCUGUUGCAGAUCUAGUGUUCCUGACCUUUGGCAUCGGUGAGAAGCUAUGGAUGUACCACCACUCUCCGUUUGUUAACGAUCGCUACUCGUUCGGUGAGUUCGGCUGCCCGGUCGUGUUCGCCAUCAUCGACGCGUCCUACUUCGCCGCGCUUUGUAUGGUGACGCUCGUGUCCAUGGAGCGGUACUACGCGGUAUGUCGUACUCAGAGCGCGCGUACUAAUACGCGCAAGUCCAUGUUCAUUGUUCUGGUGGUGCUGUCUUGGGUGAUAAGCAUCGGGAUAGCUGCGUCCUUCGUUCCUGCCUCGAACUUCAUCUGGAUCGGCUGUCGCGUAUGGCCGGACGUGGAACCGUAUAAAAACCUUCCCAUAUACAAGGGAUUCUGUAUAGCCUCCGAAGGAUUCGAGAAGUUUCCACUUUAUCUCAACAUCAUCAAAACCAUCCCGUUCUUUCUUCUGAUCUCCUUCAAUCUAUUCCUGUAUGUCUGCAUAGUGAGAAGUAUGAGUCGAGCCGUUCGUGAGACGCGCUUUGCAGGACGCGAAGACACGAAUCUUAAGCAACGCAACCAGGUAGCAGGCAUGCUCAUGGUCAACGGCCUGAUAUUCUUCAUCUGUUUAGUGCCCUUCGAGAUAUUCGGUAUCCUCAAGGCCAUCAACAUGAUUCGACCAGAGGAUUCACCCCUUGUUACUGAGAGCGUAACAGUUCCACUAAGGUAUACCUCCCAAACCAUGUCGUACAUCAACAAUGUGGUCAAUCCGGUGGUCUACAUAGGAUUGAGCAAGCGAUAUCGCGAUGCCUUCAAGAAGGCCAUCAUGUGCCGGAAACGUCCAGGCUAUUCCUCUCGGGUCAAGAGUAGAACCAGGUCGUCUACCACAACCAGUACGGCAUUGAGCGUACAUGUCAGCAGACCCGUUAAUGUACAAGGUACUGUAUAGGUAUAUCAUGCCGCAUAGAAUCAUUACCUCAUUGCACUCUCAGAAACUUUUCAAUCUUUCAUUUGCAUCGUAUUUGGAACCUUUUAAACAUGUUUAAGGUUCUUUCAAGAGCAGAAAAGGGUUUUGAGUGGUACAUUAUGGUGUUAAGAACCCAAUAGCCUAGUUUGUAUAAAAGCUAUAGAGAUUUGGUAAGGUUAUUUGCACCACCAAACCCCUAUAGAUUGUAUAAAGAACCUUAAUUUGUUCUAAAAUACGCUUCUAAAGGACUGUUUAGAAGGUUUUUUUUCUGCUUAUUUGAAACCUUGAAAGGUUCCAAACACGGGACGAAGAAAGGUUGUAAUAAGUACGUUUUUUUUCGAAGAGUGUACACGAAGUGAAAUUGUUAUUUAA
Molecule: messenger RNA, 2393 nt
Organism: Lytechinus pictus (painted urchin)
Lineage: Eukaryota; Metazoa; Echinodermata; Echinoidea; Temnopleuroida; Toxopneustidae
Product: allatostatin-A receptor-like
Exons: 1
Coding region: 759-2003 (414 amino acids)
Biological process (GO): G protein-coupled receptor signaling pathway
Cellular component (GO): plasma membrane
Molecular function (GO): G protein-coupled receptor activity
Source: RefSeq, a predicted model, not a curated record